Messenger RNA from Mesorhabditis belari, 576 nucleotides. The record is from the annotation of a GenBank genome assembly. Lineage: Eukaryota; Metazoa; Nematoda; Chromadorea; Rhabditida; Rhabditidae.
AUGCGAAUUUCCAAUGUUUUCCUAUUAAUUUUCUUCACAUUUCUAAUUUUCACAAAAGCUGACGAUCAAGUGGACAACGAUUCUCAAGCGGAUGUUAAAGAGGAAAGUUCGAGUGGAGAAACGAAAGAAGAAGUUGAAUCAUCGAACGAAUCCUCAAAAGAUUCAACUCCUGAUCCAAGUGUUAUUGCAGAUGCAGUUAACCCAGAUGAAAAAUCAAAUACAACAAUGACAACGACAACGAUAACUGCACAAAGCUCUGAGGAAUCCAAAGAGGAAUAUGAUGAAUCCAAAGAUGAUGCUGAAAAAUCAGCUGAAAAGGGCGGUGAUGCAGAAGAAUCAUCAGAAUAUGAGACAUCGGAUGAAGGAAAAAAGGAGGAACAACAAGACGAUCAAUCUCAAGAUGCACAAAAAUUGAAUGGACAAGAGAUCAAUGUGUCCAUUUCGCCUUUAUUGGCCAUCUUUGCCGGUAUUGUCCUUUCAAUUCCAAUCGCUUUCCUCAUCGUUUUCGUCUAUCGACAACUCAUCCGAAAAAGAAAUCAAGCUGCUUUGUAUGCGAGAAAUCUCGAAUUUGAGACA